ACGGAUAACCACUUCACACAAAAAGUUUUGCUGUGGUAAGAAUAUUGCAGUCGAAUCGCGUCAACUUCCUUGCCCCCGAGCCGAAAAGUUUUGCUGUAACCUUUCGUUUUCACAUGGCAAUGGCAGAACGAUUGCAAAAAGAGUGUAUCAGUUGUUAGAAUUGGAAUAUUUUAUGACAAGAAAAGAUAAUGAAUUCCUUUACUGCUAAACCUUAUGGCCCAGCAUCCAAGCACUCAAGUCUUCCAAGAACUGGACCACAAGGAAAUGACCAGGCACAACCAGGGACAAAAUCCAUGCCAUCACUGUCUGGUGAUAUUUUGAAACAGAGAAUUGCAUCAAUGCAAAAACAAAAGCCAGGCAAACCAGGCAAACCAGGUGAUGGAGCUUUUUCUACUCCAAAGUCAUUCGUAAGUUCUGGGACACCAGUUAUUUCAGAAAGUGAAAUUCAGCUUAGGAGAAACUCCAUGCACAGAACUCCCCCACCACCAACUCCAGACACUAAACCAAAUUAUGACAAAAGUGUGCCAGAAUUCCUGAGAAAGAAGCUAAAGCCCAUAGGCAUACCAGAAAAUGAACAAAGUAAACAAGAAAGUGAAAGUAUAAAAGAAGAAGAUAAGGCACAAGUGGAUGAAAUCUCAAAAAAAUCAUUCCGUAAUAGCAAACUUAUGUUUGAAAACAUAUCAGUUGCUUCUAAUGUUGGGCCCAAGCCAAAACCAAAACCAAAAUCAUUCAAGUCAAUUAAUGGCUUGACAAAAAACGGUAAUGGUGACCAAGGUCAUAUCCUGAAGCAAGAUGAAUCAACUGUUGAUCCUGGUACCGAAAAUAAAGGUGAGGAAGAGAGCAAAACUCAAACUGAUUUUGAGAAGAGUAUCAAGAAUGGAGGGCAGCAAAGUGAGGGUGAAGAUACUGCUGUUGUUGUUGAGGAGAGCUGUCCAGAGUCAAACACUGAUGCUGAAUCUGGUAAUGGUGCCGAAGAAAAAAUCAAGGGGGAAAUUGAAAAUGUUCAAGAUGAUUGUCAAAACUCGGAAAUUGCAGCUAAUCUGAAGCCUCUUGAUGUCAAACUUCCUACAGUACCUAUAGGUUUGAGUGCAUGGAUGGACCGUUAUGUGAAGAAAAAUCCAAAACUCCAAAAACCAGAAAGUAACAAGAAUGAGGCAGCCUUGUCUAUACCUGGCAAGGAGUUUGGAGGCUUUUCACAAGCUGGCAUAGGUGCUGCAAGUGAUGUUAAUGCAAUAGAAGAUGAACUUUAUGAUGAUGUUAACAAUGAUUUAAAAGAUACAUCAAAGGAUGAUGCUGAUCUGGUGUAUGAUGACGUUCAGAGUGGUCAACAGCAAGUGGAUGCAGCAAUUAGUAAUGAUGGUGAGGAGUUCUACGACGAUAUUGUUGUUGGUGGUUCCAGUGCAGCCAUUGAUGCAAGUAACGAUGAGGUAUAUGAUGACGUGGCAGGCACAGCCAGUGAUGAAGUGUAUGAUGAUGUUGCAGGAAAGGAGCCUAGCUCAAAUGAGCCAGAACCAGAGAUUUAUGAUGAUGUUAAUACUGAAGCGGCUCCUGUGUAUGAAAUAGAAGAAGGAGAGAUUGGAGAACAGGAACAGCCAGGGUUUUAUGAGCCGGUAGAAUCAAUCCAACAGUAUAUGAGACAGGACCAAGUUGGCAAAGACGCGGUCGAUGCAGCUGCGAGUCCUGCAAACGAUAAGGCGAGCAAAAAGAGAGAAGAGAAAGAAAGGAAGGAAAGGGAAAAGUUGGAAAAGAAAAAGAAAGAGGAAGCAGAGAGGAAAUUUAAAAAGGAAGAAGAAGAAAGGAAAAAGAGAGAAAGAGAAGAAAGAAAGCGUAUCGAAAAAGAAAGAAAGUCAUUCGAUCUGAAACCUGAUGAAGAUCCUGUUCCCAUUGAACGACAUAUGGCAACUGCCAGCAUGAAAGGCAAAGGAAAGGAUCUGGCAAUAACUCGUGGGGAGUAUUUAGACGUCAUCAGCAAGAAUAAAUGCCCAAAAGGAAAAGUGCUGGUGCAGAACUGUUAUGGCAAGCUUGGUUUUGUAUGGUUGAAAGAUCUGGGCAUUGACAAAAGGAAGUCCUUAAUCGAAGCGUCAAGUCCGGUAGCGGCCGUAGUUGCAUUUGGUGAGAUUGAAGAAGAAUACGAAGACGUCUGUUCGACAACACCUUCUUCAUCAACGGCCAUCAUGUCAUUAUCAUCUCAACCCACAACGAAAGAUAAUUCAACUGUGCCGACAUUUGCUCAUUUUUCCAAGCCAGCUUCACGUUCAAAAUCUGCUCCUCAAGAAGAGAAAGUCGAAGCAGUAGCUGAAGGCGGUGACAUCUAUGAAGUUGUCUAAAGGCGUCCUCUUGGUCUGAUUUGCAAUCAAAUUUAAAGUAAACAAUUAAGCUCCAUGUAUAUAGAACUACGUAACGCGUCCGUUGGCUUAGCCUCCAUUGUUCGUAUACUAUGUUGAUGUUCCUUAUGUUCUAGGCGACCUCUCUCGCAGUAAAAUAAAGCCGAAAACUCUGAAAACAUGAAGUAUUUAGAUCAGUUGAUACAAGUCAAAUCCUUUGCUGGUAUUUUAAACUGCAAUAUUUUAUUUACCUAUGUUUUUAUACUUACAAUGCACCGAUGUCCAUCGUUUUUUCAAUCCAGGGCGUUAUGGCACCGUGUUUGAAAGUUGAUGGACAGUUGAAAGGCCUAUAGCAUUAGAUAAAAGGAAUAGAAUUGAUUUAACUUUGUUAUGAAGAAAAACAGAUUCUAAAAUUUUUUCUCCCCUAAUAAAGAUUUCUUUGAAGCUUAAUUGUUUAAAUCCGAAAUUUAGCUAUCAAUUCUCCAAAGAAAUUUUUCCACUUUAAUAGGGGAGAGGGGGAGGGAGGGCUCUCGGGGAAUGCUAUUUGAAAAGCAUACUAAAUAGGGUUUUGAAAAUAUGCCCAUAGCAUCUUAUUUAAAGAAUCUAGGCACUUGCUAAGUGUAUGUCUAGAACCCUUCAAAGUGCAGGAUGAUUUAAUAGUAUAAAUAUUUUUGCUAGAAAUAUCUUUUACAGAAAAUAGCAAUUUUGAAUUCCUUCUAUAUAUAGUGUGCUGUAAGGUAACGUCGUUUAUAUUGAAGUUUUACUUAGCAGAUUGUGCGUUUUGUAAUAUCGUAUCGUUCAGGUUUUGUAUUAGAAUAAAAAACAAA
Molecule: messenger RNA, 3151 nt
Organism: Rhopilema esculentum
Lineage: Eukaryota; Metazoa; Cnidaria; Scyphozoa; Rhizostomeae; Rhizostomatidae
Biological process (GO): protein localization to plasma membrane; integrin-mediated signaling pathway; T cell receptor signaling pathway
Cellular component (GO): plasma membrane
Source: RefSeq, a predicted model, not a curated record